Messenger RNA from Ictidomys tridecemlineatus (thirteen-lined ground squirrel), 4781 nucleotides. The record is from RefSeq and is a predicted model, not a curated record. NCBI's taxonomy places the organism in Eukaryota, Metazoa, Chordata, Mammalia, Rodentia, Sciuridae.
ACCCCGGCGCCAUCUCCCCCCACCCCCAUCCUAGCGCCCUCCACCACUAUGGGGACAUUCAACCAAGGAGUGAGGAGGUCCUGCCCUUGCCCCUCGCCCUACCCCACCUCCCAAACAGGGGAGACUCCUGUAGGAACCUUGGAAGGACACAAGAUGCCAGGCCUAGCGCGCUUGGGGAUCCUCUGGACAAGGCCACAGUGACAUCUGCAGGUGAGGAUUUUGCUGCCCUCUGGGCGUCCCUUCAGCUUCCAGCCUUAGUCUUUUUCUCUUUGGACUCAGUCUAGAGACAGAUUAGGAUCUCAGGAAGGCUCAGUCCUCUUGUUAAACUGAAAGGGAAACUGAGGCUUAGAGGUUAGUGAUUGACCAGGGUCAGGGGCCAGAGCCGAGGGGCCAAACAGCUCUGCCCAGCCCUGGCUGCCUCUUCCUCCCCGGCACAGCACAGAUCCUAAGUGGGGGCCCUGGAUCAAUGAUCACUCUGGACAAGCUUUUGGAUCCCUCGGACUCCAUGAUCAACCAUCCAAGUUGCUGCUUACAAAUGUCUGCUUCCAUUGAAGGUUUCCUGUAGUCAUCAGCUUUCUGGAACUUUCUGAAAUCAAACCUUUUUCAGAGUGCCGGCAAGUGCUGGUUGGCUUCGGAAUGGAGAUGUGGCCUGCUGAGCACUGGCAGGGCUCCCCAGAGCUAUGUGGACCCAGGCCCUGGGACCCCCUGCCCGUUCCUGAUGGCAUCUGUACUCUCCCUCCAGCACCUGAGGAGGUGUUUGACAGGGACCCACCGAAGACAGCAUGAAAUGCUUGACAAUUCCCAAGGAGCCGUGGAGCCGUGGAGGCUCCAGAAACUUCCAGGCCCCACUCUGCCACUCUGGUCCAGUAUUGGGACCCAGAAGUGGAUCAGAUCCAGCCCAGCACUUGUGGGCUCCAAGUUUAGCAAAGGAGAGAGUUUCAUGCUCUGGAACAGUUUGCCUUGGAGUCUUGAAUGGCACUUCCCGGGAGGGCACAGACUUCAAUGCACAGAAGGGGAAACUGAGGCAGCCCUCAGAAAGACACAAUUUGCCAAGGUCACACGGCAAAUCAUUGUGUUUUUUUCCUGAGGCUAGGACCCACAACUUUGCAUUCUGGCCCCAGGCUCUUUCUCUGAACUUUAACCCCAGAGGCCAGCCUUUGAGACAUGUACAAGGUCACCGUAUUAUGAGCCAAAGACCUGGUUCAGAAUCCACCUCCCCCAAGUAUGACUGUGUCACUUGGGUCACUUCACUGUCUGCACUAGGCCUCUGUCCCCCAAGACAGAUGGCCUCUAAAUAGCCCUGGCUCUAAUUGUGGCUGGCUAUAGGUCACUGCCGAGGGGGCUUUCUCCCACCACUGACGCUAAGAAAUGCUGGAGAUGGUGGUUGCUUCAGCCACAGGCUGUUCGGGCCACUCUGAGGAUGACCUGGGGGUCAGCUUUGCACACUUCGGACCCCAUCGGACCCCUCCAAUGGAGCUAUAUAAGGCGGAACGAGGCAGGCGAGGGGGGCAGCGCAGCCGAGCGGAGCCCAGGAGAGGAGAGAGAGCGCGAGAGCCGGAGCGAGAGACUGGGAAGCCAGGAGGAGGAAGCCGCCGGUGCGUCGGGACAGGAACGCAGGUGUUCGGAGCGCCGGAGCUGGAGCUCCACAGCCGGCAGUCAUGUACCGCUCCACCAAGGGCGCCUCCAAGGCGCGCCGCGACCAGAUCAACGCCGAGAUCCGGAAUCUCAAGGAGCUGCUACCGCUGGCCGAAGCGGACAAGGUCCGGCUGUCCUACCUGCACAUUAUGAGUCUUGCCUGCAUCUACACUCGCAAGGGUGUCUUCUUCGCUGGAGGCACUCCUCUGGCUGGCCCCACAGGGCUUCUCUCAGCUCAAGAGCUUGAAGACAUCGUAGCAGCACUGCCUGGAUUUCUGCUUGUUUUUACAGCUGAGGGGAAGUUGCUAUACCUGUCUGAGAGUGUGAGCGAGCAUCUGGGACACUCGAUGGUGGACUUGGUUGCUCAGGGUGACAGUAUCUACGACAUCAUUGACCCAGCUGACCACCUCACUGUGCGUCAGCAACUCACCCUGCCCUCUGCUCUGGACACUGAUCGUCUCUUCCGUUGCCACUUCAACACCUCCAAAUCUCUUCGGCGCCAGAGCGCAGGCAACAAACUGGUGCUUAUUCGAGGCCGAUUCCAUGCUCACCCACCUGGGGCCUACUGGGCAGGAAAUCCUGUGUUCACUGCCUUCUGUGCCCCACUGGAGCCAAGACCCCGCCCUGGACCUGGACCUGGCCCUGGCCCUGGCCCUGCCUCACUCUUCCUGGCCAUGUUCCAGAGCCGGCAUGCUAAAGACCUCGCCCUACUGGACAUAUCUGAGAGUGUCCUAAUCUACCUGGGCUUUGAGCGCAGUGAACUGCUCUGUAAAUCAUGGUAUGGACUGCUGCACCCUGAGGACCUGGCCCAUGCUUCUGCUCAACACUACCGCCUAUUGGCUGAGAGUGGAGAUAUUCAAGCAGAGAUGGUCGUGAGACUACAGGCCAAGAAUGGAGGCUGGGCGUGGAUUUACUGCCUAUUAUACUCAGAAGGUCCAGAAGGCCCUAUCACUGCCAAUAACUACCCAAUCAGUGACUCGGAAGCCUGGAGCCUCCGCCAGCAGCUGAACUCUGAAGAUACCCAGGCAGCUUAUGUCUUGGGCACCCCGACUAUGCUGCCCUCAUUUCCUGAGAACAUCCUCUCCCAGGAGCAGUGUUCUAACCCACUCUUUACCCCACCCCUGGGGGCUCCCAGAAGCACUGGUUUCCCAAACACUCCUGGACUAGGUGUUGUCUCAGCAUCAGAAGAGCUUCCUCGACCACCUAAAGAGCUGGAUUUCAGUUAUCUGCCAUUCCCUUCUGGGCCUGAGCCUUCUCUCCAUGCAGAACUGAGCAAAGAUCUUGUGUGUACCCCACCCUACACACCCCACCAGCCAGGAGGCUGUGCCUUCCUCUUCAGCCUCCAUGAGCCCUUCCAGACCCAUCUGCCUGCCCCAUCCAGCUCACUCCAAGAACAGCUGACUCCAAGCACUGCAACCUUCUCUGAUCAGUUGACACCCAGCAGCGCUACCUUCCCAGAUCCACUAACCAGCCCACUCCCAGGCCAGUUGACCGAAACCUCAGCCAGAAGCUAUGAAGACCAACUGACUCCCUGCACCUCUACCUUCCCAGACCAGCUGCUUCCCAGCACUGCCACCUUCCCAGAGCCUCUGAGCAGCCCUUCCCAUGAGCAGCUGACUCCUCCCAGCACAGCAUUCCAAGCACCCCUGAACAGCCCCAGCCAAACUUUCCCAGAGCAGCUGAGUCCCAAUCCCACCAAGACUUACUUCGCCCAGGAGGGAUGCAGUUUUCUCUAUGAGAAGUUGCCCCCAAGUCCUAGCAGCCCUGGUAAUGGGGACUGCACACUCCUGGCCCUGGCUCAGCUCCGGGGCCCCUUGUCUGUGGACGUCCCCCUGGUGCCUGAAGGCCUGCUCACACCGGAGGCCUCUCCAGUCAAGCAGAGUUUCUUCCACUACUCUGAGAAGGAGCAAAAUGAGAUUGACCGUCUCAUCCAGCAGAUCAGCCAGUUGGCUCAGGGCAUGGACAGGCCCUUCUCAGCUGAGGCUGGCACUGGGGGACUGGAGCCACUUGGAGGACUGGAGCCCCUGGACUCCAACCUGUCCCUGUCGGGGGCCGGCCCCCCUGUGCUCAGCCUGGACCUGAAACCCUGGAAAUGCCAGGAGCUGGACUUUCUGGCUGACCCUGAUAACAUAUUCCUGGAAGAGACGCCCGUGGAAGACAUCUUCAUGGAUCUCUCUACUCCAGACCCCAAUGGGGAUUGGGAUUCAGGGGAUCCUGAGGCAGAGGGCCCGGGAGGGGCCCCAUCGCCUUGUAACAACCUGUCCCCAGAAGACCACAGCUUCCUGGAGGACCUGGCCACCUAUGAAACCGCCUUUGAGACAGGUGUCUCAGCAUUCCCCUACGAUGGGUUUACUGAUGAGUUGCAUCAACUCCAGAGCCAAGCUCAAGACAGCUUCCAUGAAGAUGGAAGUGGAGGGGAACCAACGUUUUGAAUAAGUCUGUGACUUAACGUCGUCAAGUAUGGCAUAUUGUCAUCAAGACGUGGAGCCGCUCUCCACCCCCCCGGGACUGUUGGGGGGAUUCUGGGGGCCAGAGGGGGAUAUAUCUAAUUUCCCAGGCCCUGAGAGAUUUGGGGGGGUGGUGGGAGGGCAAGGGAGGGGAGCUUCUUUUUAAACUCAAGAGACUUCGAGCGAUCCCAGUUUCCAUUUCAAUCUGUAUUCACUCGUAGUGAGUUUCCUUGAAUGCGAUUUCAAGCGGAGAAUGGGGGAGUCUCACUUCCCCCCGCGCUGCCCCAUGGGCCUGGGCCAGUUCUCCACUCCUAGGGGCCAAGCCACCCCUGGGCCUUCGUGGGGGAAAGGCAGGGCCCACCUGGGCCAGCCUGUGCCCUGAGGGGCUCUUGACACCCACGUAGAAUUCUCUACACACCAGUAACGGGAUUUCAAUUCCGAUGGACUCUGCCGCCCUGGCGGCCCUUCCUGUGACUUUUGCGCCCCGCGCCUGGGGUGGGGGGUGCGAAGAGACGCUACGUUCCUUUCCGAUGGAGGAAGGCAGACCUGCCGUCACACGUGUGCUUGCACGAACGCGUGUACCUGGUGCGGGAUCACCCGGCCGCCAGACCGCCUGGGCCUGCCCAGACGGCCACCUCGUGGUGCUGUGGUGACUUUGUAGCCAACUUUAUAAUAAAGUCCAGUUUGCCUUUUUGGUAA